AUGCAUCUGGUUCCAGCAAGGAACCGGCAGCUGCGCCAUCAACGUCAGGCCUCCGUGCCCCCCGCCCACCUUCUCCAGCCGCCGCCUUCCGCAGGCCGUUUCCACCAAGGAAAAGGAAUCGUAUCGUAUGUCCGUAUCCAGAACCUCCACUCUUUCGACCCCUUUGCUGAUGCGAGUAAGGGUGAUGAUCUGCUUCCUGCUGGCACUGAGGAUUAUAUCCAUAUAAGAAUUCAACAGAGAAACGGUAGGAAGACCCUUACUACUGUCCAAGGGAUCACUGAUGAUUACGAUAAAAAGAAACUAGUGAAGGCGUUUAAGAAGAAAUUUGCCUGCAAUGGUACUGUAAUUGAGCAUCCAGAAUAUGGAGAAGUAAUUCAGCUACAGGGUGACCAGCACAAGAACAUAUGCCAGUUCCUCGUGGAGAUUGGACUGGCUAAGGACGACCAGCUGAAGGUUCAUGGGUUUUAAGUGCUUUUGGCUCCCUGAAGUUUAAGUGAGGAUUUCCUUGCAAUGAGUAGAAUUUCCCUUCUGUCCCUUGUCACAAGUUUAAAAACCUCACAGCUUGUAUAAUGUAACCAUUUGGGGUCUGCUUUUAACUUGGACUAGUGUAACUCCUUCAUGCAAUAAACUGA
This is a messenger RNA of Hippopotamus amphibius kiboko, 632 nucleotides long. Its product is annotated as eukaryotic translation initiation factor 1-like. Gene Ontology annotation, molecular function: RNA binding; ribosomal small subunit binding; translation initiation factor activity. The transcript has 2 exons. Gene Ontology annotation, biological process: translational initiation. The record is from RefSeq and is a predicted model, not a curated record. Lineage: Eukaryota; Metazoa; Chordata; Mammalia; Artiodactyla; Hippopotamidae. The coding region runs from base 1 to 468 and encodes 155 amino acids. Gene Ontology annotation, cellular component: eukaryotic 43S preinitiation complex.